AUGUCAAAUAUAGGCACAGCCCACUCACGAUCCUGCACAGAUAAGCAGGCUUCAGCAAAACUGACAGGUGAAACAGAAACUGAUGUUGAUCAGGGCCAAGACUGGGACAUCUUUGACAUCAAUGAAGCCGCUGGCCUGGACCUCCUGCAGGGGGAUAUUGAGCAUGAUGAAAUACCUGGCAGAAACUCCAUAAUAGGGGAUAAAUAUCGCUGGCCAACAACCGUUCCCUACUACCUGGAGGACAGUCUGGACAUGAACGCAAAGGGUGUAAUUCUGAAGGCGUUUGAUCAGUAUAGGCUAAAGACCUGCAUUGACUUCACACAAUGGAAUGGGGAGGAAAACUACAUUUCUGUGUUCAAAGGCAGUGGAUGCUACUCUUCAGUAGGUAACCGGCGUGUUGGGAAGCAGGAACUGUCCAUUGGUAAAAACUGUGACCGACUGGGAACAGUUGAGCACGAGUUUCUACAUGCUCUGGGUUUCUGGCAUGAGCAAUCCCGAGCAGACCGUGAUGACUACGUCAAAAUCAUCUGGGAACAAAUUGAACCCGGAAAGGAGCACAACUUUAAAACAUAUGAUGACACUGUGUCCAGCGCCCUGGGGGUUCCAUAUGACUAUGGCUCUGUGAUGCACUACAGCAAGACAGCCUUCAACAUCAACUCCAAACCCACCAUCGUCACAAAGAUCCCACAAUUCAUUGAUGUGAUUGGUCAGAGGAUGGGAUUCAGCGGCAGUGACCUAACCAAGCUCAACCUCCUCUAUAACUGCACUAAAUCCUCCACCUUUGUGGACAGCUGUGAUUUUGAGGAGGAGAACAUUUGUGGGAUGAUUCAGGAUUCUGACACAGCCAUGUGGGAACAGCGUGGCUCUGUGACCGGAGGGCCUCAGACUGACUUUACCAACAUGGGACAAUGCAAAGGAAAAGGAUACUUCAUGCAUUUCAGCACCAAAUCUGUUGAAGCGGGUGAGAGUGCUUCCCUUGAGAGUCGUUGGCUUUACCCCAAAGCUGGAGCUCAGUGUCUGCAGUUCUUCCUCCAUAACACCGGAGCAGCUGAUGAUGUUCUGAACAUAUGGGUCAAAGAGUAUGACCCAGACAGCCCCAGCGGUAAACUCAAAUUAUUCAAGAGCAUUUCAGGGGGGGUCAUGGGCUCCUGGGAGCUGCAUAAUGUCAACCUGAAUGUGACUCAGAAGGCCCGGGUGGUUUUUGAGGGGGUGAGGGGAAAGAGUCCAUCCCAUGGAGGUUUCUCUAUAGAUGACAUCAACCUGUCAUCCACACAAUGUCCUCAGCACAUCUGGCACAUCCGCAACAUGACCAACCUGCUGGCCACCACACCAGUAGGCAGGAAACUGUACAGCCCUCGCUUCCUGUCACCAUCGGGUUACUCCUUCCAGGUGGGUGUGUACCUUAACGGCGUAAGUAGCCGUCCCGGGUACAUGGCUACCUACUUGCACCUAACCUCAGGCCCCAAUGACCACAGCCUGAAGUGGCCGUGUCCAUGGCAGCAGGCUACCAUUGCCCUGAUGGAUCAGCAGUCGGAUAUCAGACAGCAGAUGAACAUGCACCGCAUGGUGACCACCGACCCCAACAAGAUGUCCUCAGAUGGUACUGAGUAUUACUGGGAUGACCCCAGGAAUGUGGGAUCUAAGGUAACCAUGUCUGAUGGCACCUCGUACUAUCGAGGACCCGGCUAUGGGACCAGCACCUUCAUCACACACAGCAGACUGAUGAGCAGGAAAUUCAUCAAAGGAGAUGACGCCUUCUUCCUCCUAAGUCUGGAAGACAUAUCUGGACUACUGGUUCCUCGCCCUCUGCCCCAGUCUGCAGCUCGCUCUUCUAUCAGAGCAGAAAACCAACCGGCUCCACAGGAAGCAGCCAGUGAGGUCGCUGUGGCUGUGGGAGCAUGUGUAGCGGUAGCCAUGAUGAUCAUUGCCAUGAUGGUGGGCACUGUCUGGAGGCUGAGGAGGAGGAGGGGACAACAUGGGAGCAGUGACAGCAUGGUCGUACAGGACACGCCUGGCUUCACGGGCAGUGAGCAUCCAACCAGCAACUUAGCUUCUCCUACAGCUACUCCAUGAUGGCCAGGAAAAGAAAUAAAAGGCAUCCCCUGACCAGACAACCUGGCUGUCUGAUUAACAGGCUCUCACAAUGGAGCGUCUACUUUAUUGGCAUCAAAUAAAAUCUUUGACAGCAGCUGUCUUCAACUUCUUCAUCAUCCAGUCCAGCUUCCUUGUUGUCAGGGAGACAACACUUCAAACUAGAAAAUAGCAUUUUCAUUAAAUCAAGAACCAUUUGAGCUGCUCAGACAGCCUUCUGACAUAUGAAUAAAGGGUUUUUGUGUGUCUUAAAUGGUUUUCCGAGCACGUCCCAAUGUCCCCGAGGUUUCAGGACGGAAAUGGUCUAAAAUAUGGCGGAUAUUUAAACAAGAAGAAAAAAGGAGCAAACGAAAUAAAGAACCAAUCACAAAGAA
This is a messenger RNA of Fundulus heteroclitus (mummichog), 2465 nucleotides long. It is a transcript of the gene mep1ba, whose product is annotated as meprin A, beta. Gene Ontology annotation, cellular component: membrane. Gene Ontology annotation, molecular function: metalloendopeptidase activity; protein binding; zinc ion binding. The record is from RefSeq and is a predicted model, not a curated record. Gene Ontology annotation, biological process: proteolysis. Lineage: Eukaryota; Metazoa; Chordata; Actinopteri; Cyprinodontiformes; Fundulidae. The coding region runs from base 1 to 2073 and encodes 690 amino acids. The transcript has 16 exons.